UCGCCUGCCAUAAUUCUCAACACCCUUACUAACCAAUAAUCCGCCUUCAACAAUACCCAAUAACAUUACCUCCACAGAGUUUGUGGCCAUGAAUUCCACAAAUUCACCACCCUCUAACUAUAGAAAUUCCUCCUCAUCACCUUUCUAAAGGUACCUGUUAUUCUAAGGCUAUGCCCUCAGGUCCUAGACUCUUCCGCUAAUGGGAACAUCCUAUCCACAUCACGCCUUUCAUAAUUCGGUAACUUUCAACAAGGUCCCACCCUCAUCUUUGUAAACGUGACUCGUUGGGCCAAAUGCUGCUCCUAUGACUUCUGAACUUAAGCACCAAGCACUCACACAUAUGCACAGGCGGGAAGAAUCGUCUGUAUACUUUAUACUACAAGAGCCAGUUGCGGUCCCUUCAACUGACAACAGCACAGACUCUGACCCUUUAAGCACCAAAAGGACAGAUAAUGCUGAAGGAACUCAGUGGUCGAGCAUCUCUGGGGAACAUGUUCUCCAGAGAUGCUGCCUGAACUCGCUGAAUUACUCCAGCGCUUUGUGUCCUUUCGUGUAAACCAGCAUCUGCAGCUCAUUGUUUCUACCUAUUAAGAGGCAGUCGCACAGUGACUGAGAGCAAUGCAGACCCCCUUCAACAGAUAGCAAUGCAAGACUCUGGCUUUUUAAGAACCAAUUGCACAGAGGUCUGCCCUUUGGAGGGAAAUAAACAGGGUCUAACCCUGCACAAAUCUGCCUCCUUGCUAGGCAUAAGGCGCAGGUCUGUCUCCUUAUCAGUUAUAAGCACAAGGGCCGGCUCUUUGGAGGGCCACAAGCCCAGGGACUGUCCCUUUAAGAGCCGGACCCUCCCCCACUCUGCAGCCUUAACCGCCCUGAAAUCCCAGGGAAAAAAAAAAGGAGAUGAAUCCUCACAAACCGCAGGCUGCAGAUUUCUUCGCAGAUUGCAAUAAAACUCCCGAUCUAUUUUCUUUGCAAAUUGCAAUGCACGUUGUGCGAGGAAAUAAAAUGUCCGUGCGAUGCAGAAGGGACGCGGCUACCCGACCCGAAUCGGCUCCUCCAGGGCUUCAGACAAAGAGACACUCGCCUCACCGACAACGAGCUGGCUGGUACCGGGCCCGCCCCCUCGCCGCUCUCAUUGGCAGCCGGGACAAUCAUCGUAUUCCCCGCACUCCCAUUGGCCGCAACCUGCGUCAAUCAUCGCGCCACUCAACGUAAGGCGACGUGCCUCACGCUGCACGCCUGCGUCACGUACGCCGCCCGGGUCACGCACGCAAGCCGAGCCAGACUCGACCAUCGGGCAAAUGAGCCGUCCCCAUCGACGGGUUCACACGCGGCAAUAUUACAACGACAGCGGUAGAUGGCGGAUUUCUUUCAUUUCGCAUUCCCCCGCUGUGGAUGGAAACGGCGCCCGAAAACCCCGUGGUCGAAGGGCGAGUAAUGGCUGAGUCGCUACCCGGCGUGCCCCGCGGGCGUGAAACCGCUCUAUGCGACCCAUUUGUUUAUCGCCCCCUCCCGCCAAUGGCCCCUCCCCAGCUUACUUACUUCGAGUGACGACCAAGAGGAUUGCGCCUCGCGCGGCGGAAGGCGGUCUUGCCCGCGAUUCUGGGCGACCGCUGCGCACGCGCGGAACCAGGAUAUCAGGCGCAUGCUCAGAGACGAUGCCGAGCGGCUGCGAAAUGGAGGUCAGCAGACGCGUGUCUGCAGCAGGACCAAAUACUGUGCGGGAUAUUAUGGAUGAUCAGUCCCUGACCGAAGAAGAAAAUGUGAUGUUGAAACUGAAACCGAUCGGCCUCUAUAAGGACCUCUCCUUCACUAACCUGGAGCAGGUGGUGGCUGCCCUCAAAAUGACAGAGACCGUCAAUAUGGACCAACUCCAUGAAGAGUUUUGUGCUCGCCAGGAGGAAAUACAGAAAGCCAGACAGGAUACCACAAAAUCCACCAGUGAGAAGUGGGUGGCUGUUUUCCAAAACAUAGGGAAAGCCAACUUGAUCAACAUGUUCAGGAUUGUCCCAUUUGUCCUCAGUGUGCCAAGCUCAAAUGCCUUUGUCGAGAGAAUCUUCUCUCUGAUGGCCAUUAAAUGGUCAGACUCAAGAAACAGCACUCAAGAUGCAGCACAGAGCUGAUCAAAAAUGAACUUAAAAUAUCUGUGAACUGUGACUUGUCAUGUAAGGACUUCUCUCUGGCUGUGCAAAAGGACAAAGGACUGCUUGAAUCAGUCAAGAGCAGCAAGAAAUAUUGGCAAAAGUGGACGUUGAGUCCCCCCCUCUUUUGCUGUGAUUAUAUGUCUACUGAAAAGACACAUAGAGAUAGGGUUAUUUGCUGUUAGUUCAUGUCUGACUGAUAGAUUAUACAAGAUACAAGAUACAUU
Leucoraja erinaceus (little skate) is the source of this 2365-nucleotide messenger RNA. RefSeq lists its product as uncharacterized. Bases 1482 to 2120 code for a protein of 212 amino acids. The record is from RefSeq and is a predicted model, not a curated record. Lineage: Eukaryota; Metazoa; Chordata; Chondrichthyes; Rajiformes; Rajidae. The transcript has 3 exons.